AUCGAAACUACCCCAUCCUUAUCCUACAACACUAUUCGACCCCAACUCGACGGUUUGCGAAACACCAACCUAGAGACUCUGGACGAAAUUCGACAUCCGAUUUCAAAGAUGCAUUACGCAGUUAUCUUUGCAGCUGUUAUCCCAACAGCGUAUGCCCACUUCGUUAAGGUAUAUGGCGGAAUUGGAUGUACAAACCCUCAAGUCGGUGUAUUCAACUUCGGAACCAACUCGCCAGGCUGGGAGAGCAGAUGUUGGUCCGUUUCUCCUAGCGGAAUCUCAGUCUAUGUACACUUCGAUGGGACAGAGGGUGUACCAUGCAAUGUAUAUGUCUACAACGACAACCGAUGUGGGUCCCAAGUCGCCUUCUUCGACGGAGAGACGUCGGGUCGCAACGGCUGCUUUGACGAUUAUUCGUGGGGAAGGAAGGCUAUCAAUUCCUACAGGGUUACAUGUCGCCACCCUAUAUAAUGGCGAAGUCAAGGGUCAGGCGAGCAAGGAAUCACGUGUCUGAUCAACAAGAAGUGUUUCCUUUUGUAUUUAUGUGUUUUGUUACCUUCGGAAGACCAGGAAACAAUACAGACAACAGGCGGUAGUGCAGGGAGAGAGGGACUUUAGCAUUUAUCGCCUUUUUCUUCUUGGGUCGGGAUCAACCAGGCGUCACUGGGUGAUAGAAAAGAGUGAAAAACAAACAAAAAAACGUUGUCUGUAUUUAGAGUUGGAAUGGUAUUCACUUCAAAGGCGGUAGAUGUGUUUUGUAUUUAGGAAACGUCGAGAUGCAAAGCGCCCCUUCAACAACAG
Molecule: messenger RNA, 798 nt
Organism: Pseudocercospora fijiensis CIRAD86
Lineage: Eukaryota; Fungi; Ascomycota; Dothideomycetes; Mycosphaerellales; Mycosphaerellaceae
Exons: 1
Coding region: 109-468 (119 amino acids)
Source: RefSeq, a predicted model, not a curated record